CAUCACUACUAUGGCGGAACAGAAAGCAGGAAUUCCGUGUAUGCGCCGCUGACAGCGGUUUCAAUAGCGGUUAUGACCAUCACCCCCACAGUACAAGGGGCUGUUGCUCGAUACCCGGGGUCAAACAAACAUCUGUGGACCAGUGUAUGUUUACUGAGCAUGUGAACCCAGCUGUGUGACUACGACCGUGGAUGAAGCCCAGUGUUUGGCUUUGAUGCUCGGAGUUUAAUCAAAGGCUUUACCUUUCAGCUUAACGAUGAUUUAGAUCUUCCCACAUUCGCCGCAAAAUUGUUCAAGAGAAGAUGAUCAUGGAAGUGUUUGGGAUAAUGCAUUUGGACCAACUGUCUCAAGGACUGGCCAACUUGUCCAUGUUUCCGUACUUUGACAUGGCGCAUUACAUGGUGUCAGUCAUGGCUCUGAGAGAGAAACCAGGAGCUCUGCAGGUUUCCAGAGCUAGCCCGUUAGCCUGCUGGUUCAGCUCCAUGCUCUUCUGCUUUGGUGGAGCUGUUCUGUCUGGGAUCAUGUUGGCUGAACCUCCUGUGGCACCGUUGACCAACAGUACCAGCGUUCUCCUUGCAACACUCAUCUGGUACCUGGUAUUCUACUGCCCCAUGGACAUGGUGUACUCCUAUGCUGCAACACUGCCUUUCAGACUGGUGCUGUCAGGGAUGAAGGAAGUGACCCGGACAUGGAAGGUGCUGGGAGGGGUCUCUCAGGCUCACAACAAAUACAAGGACAGCCUGCUGGUCAUGAUCACCAUUGGCUGGACCAGAGGGGCUGGAGGAGGUCUGAUCAGUAACUUUGAGCAGCUGGUACGAGGUGUCUGGAAACCAGAGACCAAUGAGCUCCUCAACAUGUCUUACCCCACCAAGAUCACGCUGAUCGGCGCGGUGCUGUUUGCACUGCAGCAGACUCACUACCUGCCUGUGCAGAAGCACCACCUGAUGUUCAUCUACACCGUCUUCAUCGUCGUCAACAAGUCCAGGAUGAUGUUGACUCGUUCAUCCACAUCACCGUUCGCAGCCAUCGAGUCGCUCAUCUACAAAACCCUCUUCAGUCGCUCUUCCUCCUGCGCCGCCCUGACGGAGGAGGCACAGAGAUCGUGCAGGGAUGCAGACCAGAGAAAGGGGGCGUCCUGCAAGAACGAACCCAAAGAGUGCGGCAGGACGUCCGGCCGCAAGAAAAACAACUGAUCCACAUCGGAUCUGUAGCACCUUUAUGCCUCCGUGUUGAUUGGUGGAGACAUGUUUAAUUCAGAUUUAUGAAAUAAGAACUUUUCUCCUGCUUUCUAUCAAAGAACCUAAUUUUAGUAAUUUUAGUAGUUAAUUUUUAUUCCAUUAUUUCCGUGUAUUUAUUUCCAAAGAUUCCGAUUUAAAGGCUGCUGCUUUAGGAAGUGAACCGUAUGUGUACUUAUUCUGGGAUUAUCACCCACACCCUUGUGCUGUAAUAUACAUGCUGUUGGAUGUUGGAGGAUCAAAUUAUCCCUGGGCUGAUUGCACAUUUGCUGUAGCUUGAUUUUCAAUAUCUGUUUAUGAUAAGGAUAAGCUAAUGAUCUUUUUAUUCUCGGGGUUUUGGGAACAAGGCUGAGGACCUCCUGCUCCCGAUCUUGUCUGUACAUAUUCUGCUUGUAUGAAAAAAAAAACAAAAACAAACUAUAUUUCCUAUCGAGACAUUUUUAAAAGAGAUUAUAUUCUAUGAGACCCACAUUCUAUUCUAUUUAUUUGCUACACUUGCACACGUGAAUGUAAGAACACUUUAGAAACAACUCUACAUUGUGCUUCUCUGAUGAAGACAUAAAUGAAAUCUGAAAAGAAUGAGAAUAAACAGGUUUGAAUACACUA
Cynoglossus semilaevis (tongue sole) is the source of this 1841-nucleotide messenger RNA. It is a transcript of the gene tmem38b, whose product is annotated as transmembrane protein 38B. The record is from RefSeq and is a predicted model, not a curated record. NCBI's taxonomy places the organism in Eukaryota, Metazoa, Chordata, Actinopteri, Pleuronectiformes, Cynoglossidae. Gene Ontology annotation, molecular function: potassium channel activity; identical protein binding. Gene Ontology annotation, cellular component: membrane. The transcript has 6 exons. Gene Ontology annotation, biological process: potassium ion transmembrane transport. The coding region runs from base 303 to 1193 and encodes 296 amino acids.